This is a messenger RNA of Aspergillus novofumigatus IBT 16806, 1217 nucleotides long. RefSeq names its product putative short chain dehydrogenase. The record is from RefSeq and is a predicted model, not a curated record. Bases 161 to 1024 code for a protein of 287 amino acids. Gene Ontology annotation, cellular component: intracellular anatomical structure. Lineage: Eukaryota; Fungi; Ascomycota; Eurotiomycetes; Eurotiales; Aspergillaceae. The transcript has 3 exons. Gene Ontology annotation, molecular function: oxidoreductase activity, acting on NAD(P)H, oxygen as acceptor.
GGUGGCUGCUCAUUAGAUCAACCUGGCUUCGAUUGUAUUCUAUCCAGCGUCUAUUCUCCUUUCUCUCAUCAAAAUCAAGUCAAUUGAACGACUACAACAUCACACCUCUCCUUUCUCGCACUUCGAUUACUGCUCGACUCCACAAUCUACCCUAAUCAUAAUGUCUGUCUCCAUCACUGCCGAUACUCCUGCCGUUCCUGCUACCAAACAGGCAGACGUCUCUCUGGGCUCCAAGGGUAGAAUGCCAGAAUUCAGUCUGGCUGGCAAGGUCGUCCUGGUCUCUGGUGCUGCUCGUGGCCUUGGUUUAACCCAGGCCGAAGCGCUCUUGGAGGCCGGUGCCAAAGUGUACGGAUUGGAUCGUCUGGAGGAGCCAUCCGCCGAGUUCUUCGAGAUUCAGAAGCGAGCCAAGGAGGAACUGGGCACGGAGUUGCACUACCGUCGCAUUGAUGUGCGCGACACGGAACUGUUGACCAGCACCGUUGAGCAAAUCGCCGAUGUCGAGGGCCGGAUGGACGGCCUGAUCGCGGCAGCAGGAAUUCAACAGGAAACCCCGGCCCUAGAGUACACGGCCAAGGACGCGAACACCAUGUUUGAGGUCAACGUGACGGGUGUGUUCAUGACUGCCCAGGCAGUGGCCAAGCAGAUGAUUCGCUUUGGUAAUGGUGGUAGCAUUGCACUAAUUGCGAGCAUGAGUGGUACUGUCGCGAAUCGGGGUCUCAUUUGUCCCGCGUACAAUGCCAGCAAGGCCGCUGUCAUCCAGCUCGGUCGCAAUCUGGCCAUGGAGUGGGGUCAACAUGGCAUUCGCGUCAACACCAUCUCGCCGGGCUACAUUGUCACGAAAAUGGUCGAAGAUUUGUUUAUCCAGUUCCCGGAGCGCCGAGAAGAAUGGCCCAAGCACAACAUGCUGGGCCGUCUGUCUACUCCUAACGAAUACCGGGGUGCCGCAGUCUUUCUCUUGAGUGACGCCAGCAGUUUCAUGACAGGAAGCGAUCUGCGCAUCGACGGUGGCCACUGUGCGUGGUAAUAUUUGUUCGAUGCUGUACUUUUCAUUCUAUUUUAUUUUUUCUCCCGGACGGUCUUUGUUUCCCUAAUGCUAUUGCAUGGCGUUUUGUGUUUGGGAAAGCAAGCGUGAUCUGAUUCGAGUUCAAUGUUCUCGUCAUGACGUCUGCCGUCUGCCAUCUCUCCAGACUUUCGCAUCGAGGGAGGGGAAAAGAUGA